Messenger RNA from Phycomyces blakesleeanus NRRL 1555(-), 459 nucleotides. RefSeq lists its product as hypothetical. Lineage: Eukaryota; Fungi; Mucoromycota; Mucoromycetes; Mucorales; Phycomycetaceae. The record is from RefSeq and is a predicted model, not a curated record. The transcript has 2 exons. Bases 1 to 459 code for a protein of 152 amino acids.
AUGAUAGGACUUCAGUACUCUUUGAUCAAGGAGCUUCCUAUUAUUCAGAAUCAAGAUGUACAAGAAGAAAGAGAAGAAGUAAGUGCUACAGUACAGGAUAAGCUGCAUUGUCUUGAGUUUGUUGAGAUACAGAUAAACUUGCUCAAGAAAAUUGAGCAAACCGUGACAAAACGAAAUGCCAUGGUCAUGGAUAAUCUCUCUGGAAUGGACGUUUCUGUUCAGAUCCUGAGGGAUUGUCUCUCCUUUUCGGAAGAAGCAGGUGCUGCUCCCCAGCAGAAACGCGCUGCCAAUUGCGCCACGGAAGCUUUCAUGAAUGUCAUGUGUAUUGUACACAACUCUAUCAAUUGGCCAUGUUGUGGUGCACGAUACUGGAAGGUCAGUCUGCUCGGUGGGUUUGUCCAGUGGUUUGUUGUGACGUGUCGUCCCGGUUAUGAGAGGCUGACGUCAACGGUUUGUUGA